Messenger RNA from Klebsormidium nitens, 1590 nucleotides. The record is from the annotation of a GenBank genome assembly. Lineage: Eukaryota; Viridiplantae; Streptophyta; Klebsormidiophyceae; Klebsormidiales; Klebsormidiaceae.
AUGUCGGAGGGGGACGCGAUAUCUGGGUGCAUCCGCCGCCUCCGCAGAGAGAAGGUCACGCCGCACCUUCGAGCCGACGACCGCGGCUCCGAUGGCAUCACCCUCAUGGACGCGCUGUAUCCCCCGACAGGCGGGCCGUCGCUACUGGACGAGCAGCAGCUGCUGUACGUGAUCGUGCAGGUGGUGUACACUCUGGAGUGUCUGGUUCGAGUGGGGAUCAUGCACCUCAACGCGCGCCUCGACCGCAUCGUCCUCGUCCGCGAAGAGAAGAACCCCGGACGAGCCCGCAGCUAUCAUUUCGUCGACAGGUCCGGAGUGGCGCGCACGCUGCACGUUCCCUUCUACGGUUGGGUGCCGAUCCUGACCGGGUUCGUCGACUCCGUCAAGCACGGCUUCGACGCCCUGGCGAUAGCGGGCGCCAUCGUUCCCAUAGACACCGGGUUCCGCGCAGGGUCCGAGAAGCCCAGCGGGGUGCGUCCGAGCCGCCGCUUCUUGCUCCGAUGGUUCGACGCCAACAUGGACGCGUACGUGGACUCGCAGAAGUUCCUGCUGGAGCUCCUCACGGCGAGGAGGAGCGGAGAGGAUUGGGACUCGGCUCCAAGCGGUCGUCCGUUCGGGAAGGGCCUGCUGGGCCUGCUCUCGACGUGGACGCGGAAAGACUACUUCAGGCGAGAGCGCUUCACGCUGAGGUCCGCCGUGAACGCCGUCCGUCUGCUGGUGGCGGCCAAGAGCGUGGGGGCGAGGGCGGCCGAGCAGGCGGACGCGGUCUACCCGACCGUCUUCCCGGACAACCUCCCCUUCCGAGUCCUCAAGGAACUGGACGCAGGAGAGGCAGCCCGGGGCGCGUUGGUCCCGCGCUGCGAGCACAUGGAUCUGCGCGAGGAGGGGGCGUCCGACAACUGCACGAUACUCGCUGCGUGCGCCGAUGGAGGCGCACUCGCGCGAAGGGAGGGAGCGGAAGUCGUGGAGCGCUACGACAUGAGCAGGCUGCACGCGAAGCACUCUAUGGUGCCUCGUCCCGCGUCCGCCGCCAGGACGGCGUUGGCCUUUCGACGUCCGUCCGACCCGUUCGCCAUCGCCCCGGCGCUCCGGCGGCACGCGGAGUCGAUGAAGAGCGCGCCGUCGCCGGCUCCGUACGGUGCCGUCGCUCUGCCGUACCGCUUCGAGAGCUCUCUGGCGGUGACGCGCUCUCCUCGGUACGCGGCGAUCUUCGCGCCCCUGGAGCAGACCACGUCCGAACCGCUCCGGCCUCGAGCCUCAGGGACGAGCCAGGCGAACAAGCCGCUGCCGGCGCCAGGGAUCCCGGACUUUGCGAUCUUGAGCUUCGCGUUGACGGGCAGGUGCUGCCAACAGAAUUCUGUGCCGAUGCAGACGGUCCGCGUGCAAGGCGAACCGUCCGCCUUGCUGCCGCCGCACCUCGAGCACACCAGACGGCACGAGUACUUGGGGGUCCCGAUGGGUGAUUCGAACGAGAAACGCGGCAUGACUCGACAUACGAACAUGCAAGAUUUUACGACCGGACCCUACAUCGAAUGCUCCGGGUUCAAAAGGCGCCGCAGGGAAUCCGUCGUCACCUCAUUUCCAACAUGA